AUGAAUUUCCUUGGCCUGAAAGAAGAUUGUGAGACCCUUCUCAGCCGCUUCCAGGCCACCGACAGUGUGCGUUAUGAGGAAUUUCUGUCAGUAUGGAAAGAGAUGAAGUUCCACACCAUAUUCUUUGGUGGGAUGAGGAAUCUAGAAAGCAACAGAUUCAGCAAAGAAGCAUUAUCUGUGGCCUCCCCCUUUUUCCUGCCGCCAUACACAUUUCAGAUACGUGUGGGUGCUCUCUAUCUACUGUAUGGUCUGUACAACACCCAGCUCUGUGAGCCCAAGCAAAAGAUAAGAAUAGCUUUGAAGGACUGGACUGAAGUGGAAAAGUUUCAUCAGGAUCUGGUCAGCUCUCAGCAUUUAGAUGCUGUUUACAUUUUCAGACAAAUGCGCCGUUGCAGAGCCUUUUAUUUCACAGCGAUGCCCAUGAUGCUGACAUUUAAGUCACAGAAGAGCAUACCUGCUGAUGAUGGUAAAGAAGAGUUCAAAGAUGUGAGAGACAGGGUCGCUGAUCUUGUUACUACUGAAAGUUUGGAGGAAAUGGUAAACGUUCAUGAACACUACCAAAAAAACAAACAUCUGAUGCAUGCAGAUAAAUCAGAGUCUGAUAAAAGCCUGAGUUUGAUAAAGGAAGACCUUACUGAUAAUCUGAACUCCUUGGUCUCCCAGUAUCAGUGCUGGAGGCAGGAAAACAGGGCACCAAGGAUGAAAAAUGAUGAGGAGAAAGAAGGGACUUCUCAAGAGUCAGAGGGCUCAGAGAGAGCAAGAGUUUUGGCUGGGAUAAAAUCCAAGUCUUAUACUGCUGUGACUCAGGCUGCGAAGUCAAGACGGCAUCGGCAGGUCCAGCUGGCAUCCUCUGAAUCUGGUUCCGAUUACAAAAGUACAAAAGCUGAGAAAAGAAGGCUCAAAAAAUUGAAGUUCAAGGCAACAAAAGAAGCACAGAAGCAAACUUACCUUUCUUUGAUAAAGAAGAAGUCUUCAGUAAAAAUGCCAGCGAUUUCCGAGGAGGAUUCAUCUUCCAGCGGUGAAGAAGUUCCAGUCAAAAAAAGGAAAAGAAAACGUUAA
This is a messenger RNA of Staurois parvus, 1059 nucleotides long. Lineage: Eukaryota; Metazoa; Chordata; Amphibia; Anura; Ranidae. The record is from the annotation of a GenBank genome assembly.